This is a messenger RNA of Manduca sexta (tobacco hornworm), 1816 nucleotides long. RefSeq names its product dynein regulatory complex subunit 2. Lineage: Eukaryota; Metazoa; Arthropoda; Insecta; Lepidoptera; Sphingidae. Bases 83 to 1618 code for a protein of 511 amino acids. The record is from RefSeq and is a predicted model, not a curated record. Gene Ontology annotation, cellular component: axonemal dynein complex; axoneme. The transcript is spliced from 9 exons. Gene Ontology annotation, biological process: axonemal dynein complex assembly; regulation of cilium movement; cilium-dependent cell motility.
GAUCUUUUGGUACAUUUUUAAAAGCCGUUUUACUCAUAGCUCUUAAUUAAUAUAAUUUUAUUAUCAUCAGAUUAGCAUCAUAAUGCCGAAGAAAAGCAAAGUGAACAAGUUAGCUCGCAUGUCUGAUGAGGAACGUGCUCGUUACCUUCAACAUCGAGCUGACAUGGAAGAAGAAGCUCGGAGACGCAAGCAGGAGUUGAUAGCACGGUUUAUAAAGAACAAACUUGAUAAAGAAGAGGCGUACUCUCGUAUGAACACAGCAAAGAUUAACCAAGAAUGGAGAUAUAUUUUACGCAAAAUAAAAUGCAAACAGAUGGCUUUGGAUAUACAGGGUAUGGUAAGCAGCUUUAACUUCAUAAUGGAACGAAAAGACCGGCUUCUAAAAUCACUGAUGCAAGCUCUGGAAGAUUCGGACGAGCAACAUCGACGCGCGUUCCAAGCGCAUACAGAAAACGUCAGCUAUUUCUUAAGUAUAGGUUCUCAACGGCUUGAUAAACUCCAAACUGAGUACGAUUUUCAGAAAAAUACUCUCCUUGAAAAUUGGGAGAAGGAAGAAAUAGACAUAUCAGAUAGUCAGGAGAGAUCAGAGUUCAAGCUGAUUCUAAUAAAAUAUAUACAAGACCGCGAUUUCAUAGCGUACAAAAAACAUAAAGAGUUAGAAAUGGCUACGGCAAAAAAUGAUGCUAAGCUAGAGCAUGAGGAAGAAAUGCGGAGUCUCUGUCAUCCGAAACAGCUAGAGAUCGAGACUUAUUGGUCGAAACUUCGCGAAGUUUACGCUUCGUAUCUAGAGCAACAUAAUCCUAUUAUGGCACAUUACCAAGCGCUUCGGGAGAAAGACGACUUCUACCAGAGGGAUAUUGCGAGAAAUGAGAUACAAAUUCAACAAGCAACUGAAACCGUAAUGACACUUCAAAACGAAUGGCUGAAAACAACGAAUGUGAUGGAGAGCAAACUAUCUCGCAUGCAGAGCCGUAAAGAAGAGUUGUCCAAGAAGUACUGGCAGAUGAAGAAGGAUUUGAACGCCGAGAAGAAUAAAGGCGAAGAAAAGCUAACUAUCAUGGUCAAUGCUAGCCAAGAUGCAAUAAAUCGCCUCGAACAAGUGAAAGAGAAAUUAAACAAAAUAAUGCAAAUGACUGAGAUAUGCCGCAAAUACGAGUUUGAAAACGAUGUUUUAACACUUGACGAAAUUGAAAAUGACAUAAUUGGUCCUGACGAAUAUGAAAAUCUUGAUGGCCCUAUGAUCAACGAAUGCAAAGAAUACAGUAAGAUGGACAAAUUCUUGUUAAAACUAAACAGAGCUAAAGUCCAGACAAUGUGCCUGAAGACCGAAAAAGCCAAACUGGCUAAAGAAAACAUUCAAUUAAAACAUUACAUUAAGAAAUACCUCACAGAACUCGCUUUGAGAGGCAAAGACAGACCGACGAGCGUGAAACAUCAAUCGGAAAAUAAAGUAAACUGCAAUGGCAAAGCGCUGAAUCGACCGGUCACCUGCAUAGAAGGCGCCUUGUGCAAUGCUGUGAUGCACGAGAAACGAAUGAAAAACUUGGACAAGAAGAACAAGAUUGUUGGAGGAGUUCGCGCCUACCCAAGAGUUCAGUGCUGGAUGGAACCUUCAUAAUUUUGUGUCAAUAUAGAAUAUUUAUUACAAAUAUUACGGCUGGCUUUAGUUGAAUCGAAAUUUAAAGCGCGCCCAAGAGAAUGCACUUUAAUAUCAAUAACAUUAGGUAUAGAUUUUAGAUAGGCCUCCAUAGAUAUUAGAAAUAUUGUAAAAAAAUUGGUUCAGUUUGAAAAUCAAUAAAACUUCUUAUGACAAAAA